Messenger RNA from Lecanosticta acicola, 2827 nucleotides. Lineage: Eukaryota; Fungi; Ascomycota; Dothideomycetes; Mycosphaerellales; Mycosphaerellaceae. The record is from the annotation of a GenBank genome assembly.
AUGCGUAAGUCUUUCCUCCGUCACAUGAUCUGCGCCUCACUAUCCCCUUAUCAGCACUUAGCGCGUCGGCAAGCUCUCCGGGGUGCUUAGGCAGCGCCCGUUUGUCUCCACUGGACCAGUGGCAGUCUCGGGAGCCUUGCACGCGUCUGGCUUGUCCGUCCCUUACUUCCAGAUAAAACACCCCCCUCCGCCUCCUCCCGCGACUCUCUCCUGUUCCCUUUCGACUCACACUCUCUGCCUUCGAGAUCGAGGCUGCCGUACGCAUAUGGGAACCUCCGCUGACGACCCCGACCCAGACCGUUACCGCACCCAGGCACACCGAACUGCCAGCCAACGCAGCCUACCCACUGUUGCGAACCAGGGAGUCCUUCUCCCCUCACACACCACCUCCAACCUCUCCAAAUCCACCGAAGCUGGCGGGCUAGACGAGCAAGAUGGGCCGGGCGGACCACCGUCUCGUCUCCCAGCUGCGCGUGCGCGCCGCGGCACACCUGGAGGCGGAUCACAGCUCGAUGGAAUUCGAGACAUCCAAGGAGGCGAUCUUGAGAAGCCCACGCACAACGACACCGCGGACUCAACAUCUCAGUCCCGAGCUCCUUCAACUCCACCUCCGGAUAAGUCCGAAGAUGCGAGCCCUGGAGAUUCCGCCAUAGAGUCCACCGAGCAAGAUCAGAACAAGAAACCACCUAUUCCUACUCGCAUGAAGAACGGAUGUCUCCGUUUCAUCCAGCACCUGAAGAAUGCCAUCUUUCGCAGCUGGAUCAACAUUCUGCUCAUUGCUGUGCCUGCUGGUAUCGCUGCCGGAGCAGCCAAAAUCACCCCAGGCGCCAUAUUUGGUAUCAAUGCUGUUGCCAUCAUCCCUCUUGCAGGCCUACUCGCCCACGCUACUGAAGCUGUGGCCAGCCGCCUCGGAGACACCUGGGGAGCUUUGCUCAAUGUAUCGUUUGGCAAUGCUGUCGAACUCAUCAUCUUCAUUAUCGCCCUAGCCAAGGACGAGAUCAACAUCGUUCAAGCUUCUCUCCUCGGCUCCAUUCUGGCCAACUUACUAUUGAUCCUGGGCAUGGCUUUUCUCUUCGGAGGUCUCCGCUUCCGAGAGCAAAUCUACAACAGCACUGUCACUCAGAUGAGCGCCUGUCUGCUCAGCUUGAGCGUCAUGAGUUUGCUUCUGCCUGUGAGUUGUCUCGUUCUCAACCCAAACUAGAUUGCGCUAACCACAUCUCAGACUGCCUUCCACGCUUCCUUCAAUCAGUCGUCCGCAGCGUCUGCCGAUACUUCCGUCCUCAAGGUCAGCCGUGGCACCAGUGUUGUGCUGCUGCUCGUCUACAUACUCUACUUGCUGUUCCAGCUCAAGUCUCACGCUUACAUGUACGAGAGCACGCCCCAGGAAGUCAUCGACGAAGAAUCGCACCCUGGAGUCUUGCACGACAUGAUGAAUUCGUCUUCUUCGGAGUCUAGUAGCUCUGACUCCAGUUCCGACUCGGACUCUUCGGACUCGGGAUCCAUUGCCACGCGAACGAAAAAGAUGAAGCGCAUGUUCAAGCACAGGAAGCGCCGCAAGUCCAGUGCUAGCGCUAGCAGUGGGCACACCGGAGAUAAGUCAGUGCUUAGUUCGCCGUCAACGCAGGAGCGUCAGGACCCCAUGGGCAGCGGUUCUGCGUCUCGACGUGGAUCCCAUCAUGCCCCUAUCACCGCUACUCCGGACGAUGCAGACGCAGAGGACAAUAGUGUUAGCCGCGUGUUUGACUGGGCCAAACGUCAUCCGAGCAAUGACGGAAACAAGUCCGUAGAGAUCGAGCCGCAGAAGCGACACAAGAAGCACUCCAAGAAGAAGCACAGGAAGCAUCGUAAGGAGCGAAAAGAGGAGAUCGACGCCGAGAAGGACGUGAUCGUCGAGGAGAAGCCACAGCAGGACGACAUUCAGCCCAAGGUUGGCUUCGCUGACGAUGUCGAGGUUGUGCCAUUCCAGCAGAACACCACGCAGCCGUCGAAGUUGCCGUUUAACAUGCGCCAAAUUUCUUCGCGCACGCCCGGUCUCCGGCCCGUCAUGCAGAAGAUGCUCUCCAACAACGUCUUUGCCCAGCCUGCGCCACAGCCUGCUACUCGACCUUCUAUCACUCGCUCGCAAUCGGCCGGCAAUUUGCGCCGCACAAACUCGCUCCCAGAUCGCCUCAAUCGUCAAACUACGCCUGGUAGUACCAGCGGCACAACUCGCAGCGAUGCACUGCCACCAUAUCAGCACCGCCGUGUCCCUGUUCGUAAGGUGAACUCGGGAAUGUCGCAGGAGAAGGACGACGACGACGAAGAACCAGAGGAGCAGAUGUCUCGCACUGCCGCUACCGUCAUGUUGCUAGUAUCCACCGGCCUUGUCGCUGUCUGUGCCGAAUUCAUGGUCGACGCGAUUCCCGAAAUUGCUGGCGAUUCAUCUGGACUUAGUGAAGCCUUCAUCGGUCUGAUUAUCCUGCCCAUCGUCGGAAACGCAGCAGAGCACGUUACGGCCGUCACGGUUGCGACAAAGAACAAGAUGGAUUUGGCCAUUGGUGUCGCAAUUGGCUCUUCCAUCCAGAUUGCUCUGUUCGUGACGCCCGUGGUCGUCCUUCUCGGCUGGAUCCUCAAUACGAACAUGAGUCUGUACUUCAACCUCUUUGAGACCAUCAGUCUGUUCGUCACGGCUUUCGUGGUGAACUUCCUGAUCCUGGACGGCCGCAGCAACUAUCUCGAGGGCAGUCUGCUCAUUGCGGCGUACAUCAUCAUCGCGCUCGUUGCGUUCUUCUAUCCUGCAAGUGGCUCUCAGAGCGACGUUGGUGGAGGUGCAGGGUCUGCUGCUUAG